Osmia lignaria (orchard mason bee) is the source of this 4230-nucleotide messenger RNA. RefSeq names its product LIM domain-containing protein jub (gene jub). Gene Ontology annotation, cellular component: transcription regulator complex; nucleus; P-body. NCBI's taxonomy places the organism in Eukaryota, Metazoa, Arthropoda, Insecta, Hymenoptera, Megachilidae. Gene Ontology annotation, biological process: negative regulation of hippo signaling; cytoskeleton organization; regulation of DNA-templated transcription. Gene Ontology annotation, molecular function: transcription corepressor activity. The record is from RefSeq and is a predicted model, not a curated record.
UUAAUGGUAGCGCCACAUCGAGGCGAGAUGCCUCAACAUCGGCUGAUCUGGAUAACUCGUAGCAGGGGAAAACAUCUCGCAGGUAUCUGGUUUGACGAACCACGAUGUGUGCAGGGUGGUUGUGUAUGUGUAUCGUGUGAAUUUUCGCAGGUGGUGAUUUUUUAGUGCAAGACGCUUCGAGUUUUCUCUGAUAGAUAAACGAUAAUUGAGAAACAUAUACAUUGUCUUGAGGCGCCGUGAUCGUGGGGCGUAUCCCAAAAUCGUGCAGAAAAAACGACCUUGCUUUCGUUCAGUAGACUACUUUUCGAUACGUGUAUCGUGUUUUAUCGUGUCCCGUGGGAAAAUCGGGAUUGUGCAGUAAGAGAAAUAACCGGUGAGAACCGACCGAAGGGUUUGGAUUAUAAUCGAAUCGAAGAGGAUCGAUUUGAUACGACAACCACCGAGCUCGAUCAGCUUUGUGAACGAUGUCGAAUCAUUUUAUAACAAUUUGUGCUAAACUUUGGCUUUAAAGAAGAUUGGUGAAUCAUAUUUGAAUAACGGGCACAAGUGUUUUCUAUCGUCGUCGAUCGCCUUAUAGUGAAUCACUGCCAAUGAGCAAUCCCACCGACGAUUCCUACGUACAAAAGCUAGGUUAUCUGCAACUCGGAGAUGAACCCAAUGACGCCGGAGGUGUUUCGGGUACCGGUAGGGUCACGGGAUCACGACCCGAGGCCCAGGUACCCGUGUCAAGAAGUACCGCAAAUAGAACCGACGGUAGAGGACCUGGUAGACUAGUGGGUGCUAUUGAAAGUUUUAUCGAAGGUAAUGCCGAGACGUGCAGACAACCGUCCGCCGAUUACAAGUUAUACGAACGUGAAAAUAUAAUAGCUGCAUCAAGGUUUGCUACACCAAAACCUGUAGAGCAGAUAGGUGCUCAACAACAGCAACAGAAUCAAAACCGUAUGAGUCAUCAACAAGCACCAGUAUAUGAGAAUAUUGACUAUUAUCCACAACAAAAUCAACCUCAUCCUCCUUUUUAUCAUUCAGUGGAAUCUAGGAAGAGCCCUAAGAGUAGCCCAAGAGCUUCACUAGCUAGUGAGUCUUAUGAACCUACUUUCAGAAAGGCACAACCUCAGGUGCCCAUUGGGAACCGAUAUCAGUCUCCGUCUCCAGCUAAGGAAUUACCUCCAUAUGAAGCACCACCUGUCUAUGAAAAUAUUCAGGAGGUACAUUUCACAGAAAGUAGCCAAAAUAAACCAGGUCCUCAGGUUCCACCCAAUUAUUACCAUCCAGCAACAAUCAAUGGUGGUGAUUAUGUUGUUAUGACUGGUAAAGUGGGUCAAGCACAACAUCAAAGGGGUAUGACCCAAAGUUUAUCAUAUACACAACAAAGAGGAAGUGGUAUACGUGGUCAAAGCUAUGAUGGCUCAAGUUUACAACGUUCUGUUGAUUCUUCCACAUCAAGGUACUUACAAGGAACUUCCUCAUCCUUGGAUCAUCAAUCUGGCAGAAGUGCUUAUGUUCCACCAUCAGAACUGCAAACACCAACAAGGAAUUUUAAUUAUAAUUCUGAACAACAGCAACAACAGUCCCCUAGAUCUGGACUCCCCUAUCACAGUGAAUCUCCACCUAUAAGAUUACCCCCAGAACCACAUCAUUAUCGUAGUUCUCUGGAUAGUGCAAUUAGCGGGCCCCAUAAUUAUAAACCAUACAUGGAGUCAACAACAAGAACUGCAAGUGCAAACAUCAGUGGGGAGACUCAGGCCAGAAAUUCACCAGUCUAUGGUGCACGGCAAGGAGAGCAGCCUGCUUGUCGUAAUUCUCCUUGUUAUUCUCCAAAUAGAGUGUUACCACCAAAUGAAAGAAGCUAUCAUCAUCAAGAACCUAGAUCAGAAUUCUCUGCUAGGAAUUCUCCAAUUUAUUCAUCCAAUAGAUCAUCAGAGCACCUAAGGUUAACUAAUCUGCAAAGUGAUAGAAGCUUUGUUCAGAAUGUACCUGAAUCUUCUGAAACAAAAACAGCACCCAUGUACUCACCCAGCCGUAGUGAUUGUUCCAGAAUUGUGAAUAACAACAAUGGUGUAAGAGGUUCUACAAAAAUAAGUCCAAUCCACAAUCAGGCACCAUCUGAUAUAAUUACACAGAAUGUGAUGAAAUCACCAAGACAUAUGUCACCAUCUUCCUCAAACAAUGUUGUUGGAAGUUUUAUAUCUGGUCAAGUACAACCACCAGUAACUACUGCUACAGCUACUAUCACAGAAUCUGAUACAAAUGUCCAUGGUCCUAGAAUCACCAGUCUUCCUCCAGGGGUGACAAGUGGUGUAGCUGGUCCAGUUUUCUUAAAUGCUGGUGUACCUGUGCUGCAAAGGCCAGCUGAACCUGAACCAGAAGAAAGAAAGUCAGUCAGUCCGCCAGUUAAACCUGCAUCUGGGAAGGGAUUGUUGCCUUACAAUGUCAUUCCACCUAAAUCUUCAGGACCCACUGAAGCGGAGAGAAAAAUAGAAGAGUUGACAAAACAGCUGGAAGAAGAAAUGGAGAAACAAGAAGAGGAAGGAGAAUACUUUGGCAUCUGUCACACGUGCGGUGAGAAAGUAACGGGGGCAGGUCAGGCCUGCCAAGCGAUGGGCAACCUCUAUCACACAAAUUGCUUCAUAUGCUGUUCCUGUGGAAGAGCGUUGCGCGGCAAAGCGUUCUAUAACGUUCACGGAAGGGUUUACUGCGAGGAAGAUUAUUUGUAUUCCGGCUUCCAACAAACUGCUGAGAAGUGCGCGAUCUGUGGUCAUCUCAUCAUGGAAAUGAUAUUACAAGCGAUGGGCAAAUCCUAUCAUCCAGGGUGCUUCAGAUGUUGCGUUUGCAACGAGUGCCUUGAUGGCGUUCCUUUCACGGUUGACGUCGAUAACAAAAUCUAUUGCGUUAAUGAUUACCAUAGAAUGUUCGCGCCUAAAUGUGCUUCUUGCGGGAAGGGCAUCACUCCUGUCGAGGGUACUGAGGAGACUGUUAGGGUUGUAUCUAUGGACAAAGAUUUCCACGUGGACUGUUACGUUUGCGAGGAUUGUGGCAUGCAAUUGACCGACGAGCCGGACAAACGAUGCUACCCACUUGACGGUAGACUUAUGUGUCGUGCGUGCCACAUCCAACGCAUAUCCCACACGCAACCCAAGGCACCGCAACCAGUAUCAGCCAGCUAUCAAUACAUGGGUUAAAUUAAGUUUUAUAUUUAUAAGCAUUUCGUCGAAUAUUUGAAAUUGAACUGCACUCUCACGUGUCGGCCAUCCGACACUAUUUAGAAUUGACUGGUCCGAAUGGCCUAUUUACCAAGGUGAGAUCUAAGUUUAUCUGUCGAAAGAAAUGAUUGAUAUUCGCAUUAGAAUUAAUUAACGCCUAUGAAAGAUGCAGACAGCUUUAUUGUUCCUCUGAACGGGAUAUUAAGAUAACGAGCCAAGACUGGAUAUUUACGAAAUCGAUAUACUUACACUGCCUCUCUUGGGAUCACCUAGAUUAGUCAGGUCGAUGUUUGAUCCUUUUAGCAAUAUAUUGUACGUAUAUUGCCGCGAUCAACGCGAAACAAUUUUCCAUUGACAGCUAAUAAUAUUAUAGGUUAGCGUUAUAUUUAAUAUAUAUCUAUAUGUGUUCUUAUUUAUUUGUCCACAUGGUACUGUACGUGAAUACAGUGUUCUCGUUAGGAUGAACGAGUUGCGCAGGCAACUGUGAUAUAUUAGCAUAAUAAUUAUAUCGAGGUUAAGCAAUGAUUCCUUAUUUGUAGUUCGUGUAUAUAACACGCCGUGCUAUCGUCGUCAAUUUUAUGAACGAUCAAGUUAUAGGACUUCUUUAUAUUGGAUUCGUCCAGUACACAUCAUAUUUGAUGUAUCGCGUUUGCUAACAGUAUUUAUUAUGACAAUACAAUUAUCUGAACUUAUACAAUACUCUUGAGAUUCAUCAAUUCUUCUCAGGAAUUUACAUAAGAUGGUCGUAAAGAAAUGCUGUCGCUGAAACAUUACAAAAAUUCCAUGUUCAGUAUGCAAGGGGAACAUGAAUUUAGCAAGGAAAUGCAUUAAUUAGGUGCAUUGUUACGAUUAGUUUUACCACGCACAAUUCGUGCUGCCAAAAAAAAAAUAUCUGCUACAUUUUACGAUCAAUGAAUAUCGUUGCUUUUAGAUAAGAUUUUAAGUCGCGAGUAUUGUAAAUAAAAAGUACAAUGUUAUUUAAGUGUAUGUAAGGCGACCGUUCAAUAAAGAACAGUAUACCUGAUCAACA